AUGGUACAGCAGAAGGUCCGAAAGUAUAAGAGCGGCAAGAUUGUAGUGUACGGCAACUCAGUGCCAAAGGUCAAGGGGUUAGCCGAGAAGCUCAAGUGCCAUGCGUAUCAUCACCACGCGGUUGGCAAGGCAAGCAUGUUGGGGGAGUUCAUGGGCGGCAAGCAGCGGGUGAUUGUGGCAACCAGCGCGUUGGGCAUGGGAGUGGACGUGCCCGAUAUCCGGUGCAUUGUCCACAUGGAUUGGCCGUUUAGCGUGUUGGAUUACGCGCAGGAGAGCGGGCGAGCCGGGCGAGACGGGGAGCGGAGCGAGGCGAUCAUGAUGGUGCAGGACGGCGAGCAGCGAGCGGCGGAUGACAAGCAGGGGGAGGCGGAGCAGCGGUUGGUGCGAGCAUACGUCGAAGGCAUAGACGAGGCGGCGACAUGUAGACGGGUAGUGUUGGACGGGUAUUUGGACAGGCGCGAGGCCGAGCGAGCUCGGUGCGAGGAGGGAGAGGAGAGGUGUGACGUAUGCAUGAGAGCCGACGGGGAGGAGAUGGAGGAGGAGAUGGAAGAGAUGGAGGAGGUGGAGGAGAUGGAGGAGGAGAUGGAGGAGGAUAUGGAGGAGGAUAUGGAGGAGGGCGGCAGCAGCAACGAAGAAGAGGCGGAGACAUUGGAGAGGGAGCAAGAAGAGGCGCGGCAGACGUUUAAUCAGCAGCAACGAGAACAAGGCGGCCCGCGACAGAGAUUGAUACACACAGUCCGCAACAAUCAAUUAAGUGGGUCCUAG
Molecule: messenger RNA, 765 nt
Organism: Pyrenophora tritici-repentis Pt-1C-BFP
Lineage: Eukaryota; Fungi; Ascomycota; Dothideomycetes; Pleosporales; Pleosporaceae
Source: RefSeq, a predicted model, not a curated record